AUGGCGACUAACGGUGUCAAUGGCUCGGCCAAUGGCCACCACCUCCCUGCCCUCCAUACCUCUGCUGAGGACUUUCUCAAGCACGACUAUGACUACAUUGUGAUUGGUGGCGGCACAGCUGGGCUUGUCGUUGCGGCUCGCUUGACGGAGAACGAAGAUGUCACUGUUGGUGUCCUCGAGGCUGGAAAGUCGAAAUUGGGAGACAUGCUUGUCGACUCCCCCGUCGCGUUCAUGCAGAUGUUCAUGAACAAGGACUACGACUGGUGCUUCAUGACCGAGCCGCAGGAAAACAACAAAGGUCGACGACACCACAUCCCUCGCGGCAAAGCCCUCGGCGGCUCCUCCGCCAUCAACUACAUGAUGUACGUCCGCGGCUCCCUGCAAGACUACGACGACUGGGCCAUCAUCAGCGGCGACGAGUCCUGGAACGCCGAGAACAUCCUCAAGUACAUGCGCAAACACCAAACGCUCGAACCCAUCGACGACAGCGUCACCGACCGCUCCACCAUGCCCUUCGUCGGCGAAUACCACGGCACCUCCGGCCCCGCCAGGACAUCUUUCAACGACUUCCGUCUGCCGAUCGAGGAUGACUUCAUCAAGGCGUGCGACGAUGCGACGAAGAUGACGAAGAAGCCCAAGGAUCCUUGGAGUGGCGAUCAUAUCGGUUUCUACAACACCCUCGGUCUUGUGGCGAGGAGUGGGCCGAAUAAGGGCAUGAGGUCUUAUGCUGCGAGGGGGUAUUUCGCUGCGAAUGCUUCGCGGCCGAAUUUGCAUGUGCUUUGUGAUGCUAUGGUGCAGAGGAUUGAGUUGGAGGGGGAUGUGGCUACCGGUGUGACGUUCAAGACUGGCGGGAAGGAGUUUACCGUUAAGACGAAGAGGGAGGUACUUGUGGCAGGUGGUGCGAUCCAGUCGCCGCAGAUUCUGGAGUUGUCUGGUAUUGGGGAUCCGGAGGUUCUCAAGGCUGCCGGUGUGGAGGUCAAGAUCGAGAACAAGAGUAUUGGGAAUAACUUCCAAGAUCAUUGUCUUACGGCGGGUGUCUGGGAGGUUCAGAAGGAUGUUAUGACCCUGGAGGCGAUCCACAAUCCUCAGGUCAUGGAGGCUGCGCAGAAGCAGCUUGCUGAGACGGGCGGUGGGCCCUUGACGAGUGUUUGUACGAUGCAGGGGUUCUUCCCUUAUAAGUUAUUCGCCACCCAAGAAGAACAAGACCGCGUCGUCAAAUCCAUCGAAGCCGACCUCCCCAACCUCUCCCCCUACCAGCGCAAACAAUACGAACGCACCCUCGCCCACCUCAAAGACGACAAAUCCGCCAACCUCCAAGUCGUCCUCAUCCCAUCCCGCUUCGGCAUGGAAGCCGGCAUCGAAGAUCAAUCCGGCGUCUUCCCACCUCCUUCCACCGCCGACUACACCCCCGCCAUCUCCGGCGCCAUGUGCCUCCAAUACCCCCUCUCCCGCGGCAGCGUGCACAUCAAAACCUCCAACCCCGAAGACCACCCGACCAUCGACCCGGCCUUCCUCAAACACCCCGCCGACGUCGACGUCCUCGCCGCCGGCCUCAAAAUGCUCGGCGCGGUCGAAAAGUCCCCCCACCUCCGCGACAAAAUCACGUCCCGCGUCUUCCCGCCGCCGGAGGCCGACAUGUCCGACACGGAGCAGAUGCGGCAGGCCGUGCGCGAGAUUUGCAUGUCCGAGUAUCAUGUCUGUGGGAGUGUGGCGAUGGGCGAGGCGGUGGAUAGCAAGUUGAAGGUUUAUGGGACGCGGAAUGUGAGGGUCGUGGAUGCGAGUGUUUUUCCGAACCAUGUCAGUGGGAAUAUUGUUAGUAGUGUUUAUGCGGUGGCGGAGAAGGCGGCGGAUAUUAUCAAGGAGGAGCAUUUGUAUGGGGCUUUGAGGGGGGUUAAAACUUAA
Zasmidium cellare ATCC 36951 is the source of this 1902-nucleotide messenger RNA. Its product is annotated as GMC oxidoreductase. The transcript has 4 exons. Bases 1 to 1902 code for a protein of 633 amino acids. NCBI's taxonomy places the organism in Eukaryota, Fungi, Ascomycota, Dothideomycetes, Mycosphaerellales, Mycosphaerellaceae. The record is from RefSeq and is a predicted model, not a curated record. Gene Ontology annotation, molecular function: oxidoreductase activity, acting on CH-OH group of donors; flavin adenine dinucleotide binding.